Parathielavia appendiculata is the source of this 1122-nucleotide messenger RNA. RefSeq lists its product as uncharacterized. The coding region runs from base 1 to 1122 and encodes 373 amino acids. The record is from RefSeq and is a predicted model, not a curated record. NCBI's taxonomy places the organism in Eukaryota, Fungi, Ascomycota, Sordariomycetes, Sordariales, Chaetomiaceae. The transcript has 3 exons.
AUGGAGAGCAGCAUCGGCGUCCGGAUGGAGGAGCAGCUGGACAACAUUGCUCGUGCGCUCGAGGAGUUCAAGGAGCAUCAAAAUUUCAGCCAAAAGAUGGUCUCGAUGACGGCGAUCCGAUGGACGACGGUGUUGACGUCCCCCGGCAUGUCCUCUGCGCCCGCCCACAAGAGGCGUUCUCUGCCACAGAACAACGGCGGCAUCGCGGCUGCCGACAAGAACCGCGCAAAGGGAUCUCGUCCCAACACGGCGGGUGCUGGUGCGGAGGAGCACAUCGUCCAUUCGGACCCUCUGCCCUCCCCUGCGGCCGACCGCACCGGUUCCUUGCUGAUGUGUCCGCGGGCUAAUGCGCCGCCGAUCGCUAAAGAGUCGAGCGGCCCCUCGGCUUUGGGCAAUCGGGAUGCUGCACCUCUUGCCAACAAUGACGACGACGCGGGCGUCAAGGGGGCGCAGGAGUUUCUAUCCUUCCUCAAAACCAUGGAUUGCAGUUCUGAUGCUGCUCUGCUGCGAUUGAGGGGCUACGUCGAGGGCCGGUUGUCCUUUGAGCUCGCUCUGUGCCUGAGCACGGAGAUGGGCGGCCACGUGCAGUACUACCUCAAGGUGGGCGGGCAGCUGAGCACCAUCAUCGGCGCGGACCCCAAGGAGCGGCCGCAGCAGCCCAAGGCCGACGAGGAGCAGGCCGACAAGCUCAACAUGGAGUGUGCCCUCGGCGAGAAGCGGAUCCAGAGCGCGGCGACCAUGCACCCCGACCACCAGCCCGUCUACCUGUCUGGCUAUCUGAUGCCUCUUGGCGAGGUGUUCGUCGCGCAUCGGUUGUCCAAACAGCCGCAGGAGGUGGGGUCGACCAACUUCUUUGUCCUGAUGGAGGCCGCCUCUGCCAAGAAGAGCUUGUGGAUGGUGUGCCGGUACGAGAAGCUGGUGCGGCGCAAGGACGGCACCAACUGGGGCACGGUCGCGGGGGUAACCACCGGGAAUACCGUCUGCUUGCUGGACGACAUCAAAGAGUGGAGGAACCCCACCGAGGGCAUGAUUGACAUGGGCCCUUUGGCCGAGGCACUGCCGGACGGCGGGAGCAACGUUCUCCAGCCUGUCUUCUACACCUCGGUGCUUACCUGCGGUUAG